AUGGAGCGACCUGGGCCAAGCGAAGUGACAGGCGCAGACGCGUCGGGACCCGAUCCGCAGCUGGCGGUCACCAUGGGCUUUACGGGGUUCGGAAAAAAAGCCCGCACAUUUGACUUGGAAGCAAUGUUUGAACAGACCCGCAGAACAGCUGUUGAAAGAAGUCGGAAAACACUGGAAGCAAGAGAAAAAGAGGAAGAAAUGAGCAGAGAGAAAGAAUUAAGAAGGCAAAAUGAAGAUAUUGAACCAACAUCUUCAGGCUUAAAUGUAGUCAGAGAUAGCUCAAAAUCAUCCUCCAGGGAUACAAGCAGCAGUGAAAGUGGAGACAGUUCUGAUUCUUCUGAUGAUGAGUUAAUUGGCCCUCCCUUGCCUCCCAAAAUGACAGAAGAACCAGUUAAUCUUAUGGAAGAAGAUAUUCUUGGUCCUUUGCCUCCACCACUUUCUGAAGAAGGGGAAGAUGACGACGAUGAUGAUGAUUCAGAAGAGGAAGAAGAAAAUGUGUGUUAUAAAAUAAUGGAAUCUCAUUCUCUUUCACUUAAACAUGGGGAUAGGACUGUUUCUGCUUUGGGUCUGGAUCCCUCCGGUGCCCGUUUAGUGACUGGAGGAUAUGACUAUGAUGUUAAGUUUUGGGAUUUUGCUGGAAUGGAUGCUUCUUUUAAGGCAUUUCGAUCCCUUCAGCCUUGUGAAUGUCAUCAGAUCAAAUCGCUACAGUACAGUAACACAGGAGACAUGAUUCUUGUUGUAUCUGGAAGUUCACAGGCUAAGGUGAUUGACAGAGAUGGUUUUGAAGGUCACACAGCAAUGCUUCACACUGGCUCAUGGCACCCCAAAAUCAAGGGAGAAUUUAUGACUUGUUCAAAUGAUGCAACUGUGAGGACAUGGGAAGUUGACAAUCCAAAGAAGCAAAGAAGUGUAUUUAAACCACGGACGAUGCAGGGCAAAAAAGUAAUUCCCACUACGUGCACGUAUAGUAGAGAUGGAAAUCUCAUAGCAGCUGCUUGCCAGAAUGGAAGCAUACAGAUCUGGGACCGAAAUUUGACUGUCCACCCAAAAUUCCACUAUAAACAAGCUCACGCCCCAGGUACAGACACGUCUUGUGUGACCUUUUCCUAUGAUGGUAAUGCCCUUGCCUCUCGUGGAGGUGAUGAUACAUUAAAAUUAUGGGAUGUCCGACAGUUUAAUAAGCCACUUUUUUCAGCCUCUGGUCUUCCCACCUUGUUUCCAAUGACUGACUGUUGUUUCAGUCCAGAUGAUAAACUCAUUGUCACCGGCACAUCUGUUCAACGGGGAUGUGGCAGUGGCAAGCUUGUUUUCUUCGAGCGCCGGACUUUCCAAAAAGUCUAUGAAAUAGACAUCACAGAUGCGAGUGUUGUUCGUUGCCUGUGGCAUCCAAAGCUGAACCAGAUCAUGGUUGGAACUGGAAAUGGAUUGGCUAAAGUGUAUUAUGACCCCAACAAAAGUCGGAGGGGAGCAAAAUUAUGUGUGGUAAAAACACAACGGAAGGCAAAACAAGCUGAGACUCUAACCCAAGACUACAUUAUCACCCCUCAUGCCUUGCCUAUGUUCCGUGAGCCCCGCCAACGGAGUACAAGGAAACAGCUGGAGAAGGACAGACUGGACCCCCUGAAGUCUCACAAACCCGAACCUCCUGUAGCAGGCCCAGGUCGUGGUGGCCGAGUUGGAACCCAUGGGGGCACACUGUCUUCAUACAUUGUAAAAAACAUUGCUUUGGACAAGACCGAUGACAGCAAUCCCCGAGAAGCCAUUUUGCGGCAUGCCAAAGCAGCUGAAGACAACCCAUAUUGGGUUUCUCCAGCAUACUCCAAGACUCAGCCUAAAACUAUGUUUGCCCAAGUUGAAUCUGAUGAUGAGGAAGCAAAGAAUGAGCCAGAAUGGAAAAAACGUAAAAUUUGA
This is a messenger RNA of Chrysochloris asiatica (Cape golden mole), 1911 nucleotides long. It is a transcript of the gene WDR70, whose product is annotated as WD repeat domain 70. Lineage: Eukaryota; Metazoa; Chordata; Mammalia; Afrosoricida; Chrysochloridae. Gene Ontology annotation, cellular component: nucleus; site of double-strand break. The record is from RefSeq and is a predicted model, not a curated record. Gene Ontology annotation, molecular function: protein binding. The coding region runs from base 1 to 1911 and encodes 636 amino acids. The transcript has 20 exons. Gene Ontology annotation, biological process: regulation of DNA double-strand break processing.